Messenger RNA from Photinus pyralis (common eastern firefly), 1101 nucleotides. RefSeq lists its product as uncharacterized. The transcript is spliced from 2 exons. Gene Ontology annotation, biological process: DNA integration; DNA recombination. The record is from RefSeq and is a predicted model, not a curated record. The coding region runs from base 55 to 1101 and encodes 348 amino acids. Gene Ontology annotation, molecular function: DNA binding. NCBI's taxonomy places the organism in Eukaryota, Metazoa, Arthropoda, Insecta, Coleoptera, Lampyridae.
UGUAGUUUUGUACGAAGCAAUUUCUUCAGUAAAACAAGAAUUUAAAAGCUGAAAAUGAGUGUUCAUGAAGAAAGUGAGAGCGGCGAUGAAUUUAUGUGCACUCCGCCUGAGGUUGCUGCAAUGGCGGAAUCAAUUAUGCCUGAGCUUUUGCCUGAAAAAUCGAGAAAUCGGUACGAAAAAGAACGAGAGAGGUUUUUUAAUUGGUGUAAAAUGAAACAAGUCAAGCGGUAUACAGAAACCGUGUUGCUUGCCUAUUUUGUCGAAAAAUCUGGAAAAUUGAAAUCAUCGACACUGUGGUCAAUGUAUUCCAUGUUGAAAAGUAUGUUGAUUUUGCAAGACAACGUCGACAUUUCCAAGUAUGCCAAGUUACAAUCGUUUUUGAAACGUAAAUCUGUUGGUCACAAGCCGAAAAAAUCGCUGACUUUUACGAGGCAACAAAUCAGUACGUUUUUAGAGGAAGCACCCGAUGAAACAUUUUUAAUGAUGAAAGUUGCUCUAAUAUUAGGAGUUGCUGGGGCUUGUCGUCGAGAGGAGUUGACGAAAAUGACGGUGAACGAUAUCCAAGGCGAAGAUACGUUUUUACUCGUAACGAUUCCAGACUCCAAAACGCAUGUUCCAAGAACUUUUUCUGUUACGGAGGAAAAAGAGAAUUGGAUACACUUGUACCAGAAAUAUAAAGCGCUUCGUCCUCAAAAUGCUCAAACUUCGCGACUUUUUUUAAAUUAUAAAAUGGGAAAAUGUACCGUACAACCUGUGGGUAUUAAUACAUUUGGAGCAAUUCCUAAGAAAAUUGCGAGUUACCUGAAAUUGCCAAAUGCUUCUAGUUUUACGGGUCAUUGUUUUCGGCGUACCUCCGCAACGCUACUUGCUAAUGCUGGAGCAGACCUUUUGAGUCUUAAACGUCAUGGGGGCUGGCGGUCGUCGACGGUAGCGGAAGGAUACGUAGAUGGUUCUCUUCAAGGCAAAUUAGAAGUAUGUAACAAAAUAAUUGGUAAUGCUUGUCAAUCAAAUGAUCCUUGCACACCUUCGACAUGUCAACCAGAUGAUCCUUGCAAGUUGCACAUCUUCGACAGCGUCCACAUCUACAUUAAUAACUUCUAA